Messenger RNA from Carcharodon carcharias (great white shark), 2231 nucleotides. It is a transcript of the gene lyrm7, whose product is annotated as LYR motif containing 7. The transcript is spliced from 5 exons. Gene Ontology annotation, biological process: mitochondrial respiratory chain complex III assembly. NCBI's taxonomy places the organism in Eukaryota, Metazoa, Chordata, Chondrichthyes, Lamniformes, Lamnidae. The record is from RefSeq and is a predicted model, not a curated record. The coding region runs from base 82 to 399 and encodes 105 amino acids.
GUCGUUGUUUGUCCUUGGGCAGCGCCUGUACGGGGCGCAUUGACUCGGCAGUGGGCGCGGCUGAGGCUGGAGACAUGUGGGAUGGACACUCGCAGCAAGGUAUUGCAGCUUUUCAAGGCUUUACAUAGAACAAGGAAACAAGUGUUUAAAGGUGACAAUCAAGCUCUAGAAGCUGCAAGACAGAAGAUUAACUCUGAAUUCCGGCGGAACUUUACUGAGUCGUCUCCAGAGAAAGUAACUGAGUUACUUAAAUUCGGUUCAGAUGUUGAAAUUAUUCUCAGAAAAACGGUAAUCCAGGGAGUUCACGCAAACCACAAUACAAUUUCUGUUACACCCAGAAAAGAAGUUCUUCUGGAAAAUGUGCCUUUCAAUGAUAAUCCUACAAAGAAAGAUACCUAGUACAGGAAAUGUUUCACUGUUGGAUUCCAAUUAUUAUAGCAUCUCAAGUAUUUUAGUGGAACAGAUAAGGUUUAUCUUUUUUGAAGCUGCUAAAAGGCUAAGUGUAUAUUACAUUUAUAAUGAAAACGCUCGGAUGUGGUGACACAACAUCUCAUUUGUUUUUGUCUGGUGGACAAGCAAUGUAACUAAAAAUAGAAAAUGCUGGAAGCACUCAGCAGGGUGUGCAGAGAGAAAUGGUUAACAUUUCAGGUUGAUAGCCUUUCGUCAGACCUAUUUGUAAAAUUAUACAUUGCAUAAGACUUUGAAAAAUGCAAGAUUACUAUUGGUGUAUUUCCAAACACAAUUGUGCACAGUAAUCUAGUGUACUACAGUGAGGUGGAAUAUUUUGUUGUAUAAUUUUAGGAAUUUCCUUUUUCCUGACCUCUAAAGGAAUUCCUCUUCAUGCUUCUUUUAGCUCAAAUGGUCUGAGCUGUGCACAUAGAUGUUGUUGCUGUCCAGGAACCAAGUUGUGAAAACAUUACCAAAUAAAUUAUACUGCUCCUGAGAAAAUUGGAACUCCUAGAUGAAAAAAAACGUAGUUCAACUAGUUCGCCUCCCACCACCCUUGUAUAGCAUGAUACAAUGAUAGCGGAUUUGUCGACAAAUCAUAACAACCAAUCUCUCUUCAACAGAUCUAGACAUGAUACGAGGAAAAUCUCAGUGGAUGAAAUUGUAGAAUUGUUACGGUACAGAAGAUGGCCAUUCAGCCCGCUGUGUCUGUGCUAGCUCUCUGCAAGGCCAACCCAGCUAGUUAUAUUCCCCCCAUCCUUUCCUUUCCAGCCCUGCAAUUUUUUUCUUUUCUUUUCAGAUAAUCAUCCACUUUUUCUUUUCAAAACAACAAUUAAACCUGCCUCCACCACACUCUCAGGCAGUGCAUUCCAGAUGCAGUACCCCAGUUACUUUAGAUAAACUUUCUUUUAAUUCCACUGCCAUCGUUGCUUGAUGCACAGGUCUUGUCUUUCGCCAAUAGCACUGGCAUAUACAAAAUCACUGAAUUCUGCACAACAUGUGACAGAAUCUCACUUCCUUUUUGUUUCCAUCUGCUUUCCCCGUUACAUUGUAAAACACACUGAGCCAGUGCAUAAAGUUGGCAUGCUUCUAUUAAUGUUAGAUUACAUCAUGACAGGAACAUGCAUGGCAAAUUGAGCUGGCUCCAUAUCUGUUUGCAGGCAUGCAACUAUUUUUUAAAAUUAGGGUUUGUUAACCUUUAUCCGCACACUUGCGUGGGCCAUUGAAGGGUGCUGCCGAUAAUGUAGAGUCUAUCUUCUGUUUGUGGUCCCGAAUAAAGAUGGGUUUGUUCAAAAUGUUGUUCUAAAUCUGUAACCAGUUCAUUCUUUUUUAAAAAGGAGUCUUUGAACACAGUGUGAUCAUAACCUCUAGAGUUGAUGCAUUUUUUCUCAAAACCAGCCAUUCACAUUUGAACUCUUACUGAUUUCAGCUAGAAGAAGCAGCUCUACAACUACAAGACUGUGCUGUUGUAUUUGUUUUACCCAAGCAAGUGUAUAAAUGACUUCCUAACCUAACCCUACAUUUCUGCCAGUUAGAAUUGGAUAAUGUUAACCAAAUUAAAUCAUCACUGGAUCAGCAUUAAAGAGUAUGUUUCUUUAAACUGUAUCUUCUAAAGCAUUGUUAGUCAAGUCCGAAUCAGUUUAUUUUUAAUAUAAAACAAGUUUGAAUUUUUAUCUUGUGGGCAGUUACAAUUUUCAGGAAAUAUUUUUGGAAAUGUGUUUUUAUUUUUCCAUCCAUGUUUGUAGAAAUACAAUAUUGGAGAAUAAAUUGCUGUUCUUUUUUAA